Messenger RNA from Canis lupus familiaris (dog), 1832 nucleotides. RefSeq names its product FEV transcription factor, ETS family member (gene FEV). Gene Ontology annotation, molecular function: DNA-binding transcription factor activity, RNA polymerase II-specific; sequence-specific DNA binding. Lineage: Eukaryota; Metazoa; Chordata; Mammalia; Carnivora; Canidae. Gene Ontology annotation, cellular component: nucleus. Bases 164 to 877 code for a protein of 237 amino acids. Gene Ontology annotation, biological process: regulation of transcription by RNA polymerase II; cell differentiation. The record is from RefSeq and is a predicted model, not a curated record. The transcript is spliced from 3 exons.
GCCCCCUCCCGCCAGGCCCUGCCGGACCCGCGCCGUCUUCUUCUCCUUGUCACCCGCGGUUGCCUCGGGCGGGGAUCGGUGCCCCGGAGCGCAAAGCCUGACGCGUCCCCCCUCUCUCAUCACCCCCCCACACACACCUCCCACCACCCAGUCCCUGGCGGCGAUGAGACAGAGCGGCGCCUCCCAGCCCCUGCUGAUCAACAUGUACCUGCCAGAUCCCGUCGGAGACGGUCUCUUCAAGGAAGGGAAGAGCCCGGGGUGGGGGCCGCUGAGCCCGGCGGUGCAGAAAGGCAGCGGGCAGAUCCAGCUGUGGCAGUUUCUGCUGGAGCUGCUGGCCGACCGCGCCAACGCCGGCUGCAUCGCGUGGGAGGGCGGCCACGGCGAGUUCAAGCUCACGGACCCCGACGAGGUGGCGCGGCGCUGGGGCGAGCGCAAGAGCAAGCCCAACAUGAACUACGACAAGCUGAGCCGCGCGCUGCGCUACUACUACGACAAGAACAUCAUGAGCAAGGUGCACGGCAAGCGCUACGCCUACCGCUUCGACUUCCAGGGCCUGGCGCAGGCCUGCCAGCCGCCCCCCGCGCACGCCCACGCCGCGGCCGCCGCCGCCGCCGCCGCCGCCGCCGCCCAGGACGGCGCGCUCUACAAGCUGCCGGCCGGCCUGGCCCCGCUGCCCUUCCCCGGCCUCUCCAAACUCAACCUGAUGGCCGCGUCGGCCGGCGUCGCGCCCGCCGGCUUCUCCUACUGGCCGGGCCCGGGCCCCGCCGCCACGGCCGCCGCCACCGCCGCACUCUACCCCAGCCCCGGCUUGCAGCCCCCGCCCGGGCCCUUCGGGGCGGUGGCCGCCGCCUCGCACUUGGGGGGCCACUACCACUAGCCGGGGCGCCCGGAGCCGCGCGCCGUCCCAUCCACACCCGGGGAAAGGGCCCGGAGCCCCCCCACCGCUCCUUUGCUCUCAGAUUUUACUCCCUCGCCGCGCCCGCGCCCAGCCCCGGGGAAGGGGCAGGAAGCCUCCGCGGUCUUCUUUCAGCACUGGAUUUGCCCCUGCACCCCCCACCCCUCCUCCCACCCUGCAUCACCCUCAACCCCCAGGGGAGAGUGACUGUGGCCUCCUCCCCGCUUUCCUUAACUCCACCUUCUAGGCCCCAGAGCCCCGACGGGGUUCCCGGACCUCCCCUGUCUCUCCCUGUCCUCCACCUGUCUUGUGCCUGGCUCCUGGAAGCCCUCUCCGUUAGGACCCCUCUUUUCCGAAUUCCAAAUCUUUUCUCAUUUUUUCUUUCCCCCACUGAGCUGCCCCGUCCUGGAGUGAUAGAAGCCUCACACAGUCCUUGACCUCUGGGCUUCUCCGGGCUUGGUGAGGGCCGCUGCCCCCUGUGACUCCUCUGGGUAGCUUCUGGCCCCCCUUCCUCCCGCCUCUGUCUCUCUCUCUGGAUGGCCUGGUGUGUUUCUCUUCCCUUCCAGACCCAUUAAAGCUCCGGAGCUCCCUACUGCCUCCUCUCUGAGUUCUUUGAUGCACCAGAACCUUUAUUCCGGGGGAGGGGGGUGGAGAUGCCCAACUCAGGCCUGAGCGGGAAGGCCUUACCAGGAAGAGAAUGAGGGCAAAGCAGGCUCGGGUGCUGGGGGCGGGCAGAGGAGCCCCUGAUGGGUGGGCUCACCCCGGGAGGGAGGCCGCCCUGCUGCAGCCGCCCCACCUGAUGGACCCCAGGGUAGUCCACCCCAACCUGCCUCACUCUGCCUUCCACCUGUCCCUUCUCGCCACCCCGUCUCACCCCCCAUCCCAGCCGGUCUCCUCUGCACACCAUCUCAACCUUUCCUGUCUCCAGUUCCUUUCC